GCGGGUAUAAAGAGAAAUAGACAAAGUUUUCUUGAGGUCGCGCUUAUAGAUCAACAAGUGAAUCGAAAAUUCUAAUCUCUCAGUGCGCGGAGAAAAUAGAUUGGAACGUCGUUCGUUCCUAAACCAACACAAGUAGCACAUCAUGGGCUCCAUUACAAAGCCCAUCAUCGGCGCCGAAAUCUUCCAUGAAAUGCUGCAUCAGCUCGGAGCGAAAGCCGUCUUCGGGUACAAUGGCGCGGCGGUCGUCUCGAUCUUCCACGCUAUUUACCAGUGCUAGUACUUCACCUUUAUUCUGCCUCGUCAUGAACAGGGGGCCGGCCACAUGGCGCAAGGCUACGCCCGUGCCACUCAAAGGCCCGGCGUGGUGCUGGUCACCUCUGGCCCGGGUACCUCCCACAUGGUGACCCCGGUUUUCGCCGCCGCCAUGGACAGUACUCCCCUGCUAGUCUUUUGCGGGCAGGUGCCGCAGCAGGCUAUCGACACGAACGCCUUCCAGAAUGAUCCCAACCGAACAGAUCAUACAGCCGUGCGCAGAGGCCUGCUUAGCCGUCACCUCCGUGAUGGCUCUGCCUUCGAUCUUGGUGGAGGCGUUUCGGACCGCAGAGCGGGGUCGACCGGGUCCGGUGGUGGUGGCCAUCCCGAGGAAUAUCUCGACUGCUUCUCUGGACGGACCGAAGUGAGAUGCACAGUCAUGAUGAGCCUCCCUCUUGCCGCUGAGCGGGGCGUAUGGGAAGGUACAACGGGGACCCCCGGGAUCACAGAUGAGCAGAUAGCAACGAUUGCGGAGAUGCGCAACCAGUCCGAGCGACCGCUGAUACAUGCCGGCCAGGGGGUGGUGAUAUCCUCUCGUAGAGCGGAGAUGGUAAACGAACUGGCUCUGUCCGCCAAAAGCCCAGUGGCCACCACACUUUUUGUGCUGGGGUGCUUCAAUGACGAAGAUCCGAAAUCUCUGGGGAUGGUCGGCCAAUACGACUCGGCUGCUGCAAACCUAGCGGUUCAGGAAGCAGACCUUCUGCUGGUCUUCGGCGCGCGACUUGACGAUCGAGUAGUCAGGGACUCCAAUAUGUUUGCCCUGAAAGCAAGGACAUCAUUGCUGGCGGAAAGACUAGGCUUGGUCCAGAUCCACAUUCACAAAGCGCAUUUGAACCAAGUUAUCCCCGCUAGGGAAGCCGUGGCGUGUGAUGUCGGCGAUGCGAUCUUUCGAGUGCUGCCACAUGUCCACAGUCGCUCCUCCAGACCAGGUUGGAUGGGGCAGCAACUCACAUGGAAGAAGCUCUAUCCAUUCAAGUACGCACAGCAUGAUGGAGGACCGAUUAUGCCACAGGCAGUCCUCGAAGAGCUAGACCGCCAGCUCCAAGGACAAUCGAAGCCGGUGAUUGUCACCACCGGGUCGGGCAGCACCAAAUGUGGACCACGCAAUACCUCCAGUGGAAUAGGCAGCGCAAGAUCAUUACCUCGUGCUCCCUGGACACAAUGGGCUUCGGCCUUCCAGGGUCAUUGGGGCCAAG
Molecule: messenger RNA, 1508 nt
Organism: Aspergillus japonicus CBS 114.51
Lineage: Eukaryota; Fungi; Ascomycota; Eurotiomycetes; Eurotiales; Aspergillaceae
Product: DHS-like NAD/FAD-binding domain-containing protein
Exons: 2
Biological process (GO): L-valine biosynthetic process
Cellular component (GO): mitochondrion; acetolactate synthase complex
Molecular function (GO): flavin adenine dinucleotide binding; magnesium ion binding; acetolactate synthase activity
Source: RefSeq, a predicted model, not a curated record